CAAGUGUGUGUGUGUGUGUGUGUGCAGGGACACUGCGCUUCAGCCAAGGUAUUCUUCUGCUUCAUCGUGUGGGCGAUCUACUGUCGCCUGACUCAUUCGCGAGAUGGGCCAAGCCCUAUGAGCUCAAGGCGACAUCUUCUCGUGAUGGCCUUGUUCUCCUUGUCGCACGCCCUGAAUGUUGGGCUCAACAACUUGAGCAUUUCACUUUUGCCCAUAUCUUUGAAUUUGGUCAUUCGCUCCUGCUUCCCGUUGUCGACCAUCUUGGCAGACGUUGUCUACAAGACGUAUGAUCCGAAGUUCGACGCGAAGACAAGCGGAUAUCACGUCGGUAACAAGGAGAAGACCUGCAUCAUCAUCGCGGUCUCGUGCACCCUCCUGGCCAUCAUCUCGGAGAGCUACGGCGGCAGCCACAGCACGCAGCCGCACCUGCACAUCGGCAUGAUGGCGGGCGCGGUCUCCAUUCUGUCGGGCACCCUCAACCAGUGGAUCUCGAGUAGCCUCGGCUCCGACCGAGAAGAGUUCCGGGAGAUGCGCUCCGUCGACGUGAUGUUCUACAGAUCGCUCCCCACGG
Molecule: messenger RNA, 571 nt
Organism: Prorocentrum cordatum
Lineage: Eukaryota; Dinophyceae; Prorocentrales; Prorocentraceae
Source: the annotation of a GenBank genome assembly